AUGCGCUUCUUAGAUCAGUCAAAGGAGGAUGGCGGACUUCAGGUAAUGAAGAUAGAAGAGGAAGAUUUUACGUGGAGGCAGGAUACUUGUUUACAGAGAAGUGAUCCCCUCAGGCAGGAACUCUGCUGGCAGCUUUUUAAGCAUUUCUGCUACCAGGAUUCCCCAGGGCAUCGCGAGGUGCUGAGCAGGCUCCAGAAGCUCUGCCAUCAGUGGCUGAAGCCUGAGAUGCACGCCAAGGAGUAGACCCUGGAGCUGCUGCUGCUGGAGCAGUUCCUGACCAUCCUGCCCAAGGAGCUCCGUGCCUGGGUGCAUGAGCAUUACCCAGAGAGUGGAGAGGAGGCAGUGACAAUACUAGAUGAUUUGGAGAGAGGCACUGAUGAAGCAAUACUUCAGGUGCCAGCCCAUGGUCACGGACAAGAAAUAUUCAGGAGAAAGGUGGCAUCUCUAAGACCAGCACUUGGUGUCCAGUUCCAGCCAAUAGAGACCAAGGACCUUUAUGGAUUUUCAGAACCCCAGCUCCUACUGGACUGUGAAAUUCUAGAUUAUCUCUUUUCUCUGCCCAACAAUGAGGAGGACUUGGGGGCGGAGUGUGAUGAGGAUGCUUUCUUUGGAGAAACUUACAUUCUUGUGGGAUCUAUGAGCACAAAGAAGAACCCACCACCAUCAAGGAAGAACAGCCAAGAGCAGAAAGCACAUCCUUUGGACCCAGGUUUCCUGUGCUCAGAAGCUCCUGGAACCAGGAGACAGACAGGAGGAGAUGUAACACUGAAGCCAGCAAGAAGCAGUGGCAGAGGCCCAACAGCAGAGACCCAGCAACAGGAGAUGGCAUGA
This is a messenger RNA of Loxodonta africana (African savanna elephant), 831 nucleotides long. RefSeq names its product zinc finger protein 165-like. Lineage: Eukaryota; Metazoa; Chordata; Mammalia; Proboscidea; Elephantidae. The transcript has 5 exons. The record is from RefSeq and is a predicted model, not a curated record.